This is a messenger RNA of Grosmannia clavigera kw1407, 2355 nucleotides long. Its product is annotated as c6 zinc finger domain containing protein. The coding region runs from base 1 to 2355 and encodes 784 amino acids. Gene Ontology annotation, biological process: positive regulation of transcription by RNA polymerase II. The transcript has 2 exons. The record is from RefSeq and is a predicted model, not a curated record. Gene Ontology annotation, cellular component: nucleus. NCBI's taxonomy places the organism in Eukaryota, Fungi, Ascomycota, Sordariomycetes, Ophiostomatales, Ophiostomataceae. Gene Ontology annotation, molecular function: zinc ion binding; DNA-binding transcription factor activity, RNA polymerase II-specific; transcription cis-regulatory region binding.
AUGCCUGUUCGCGCUGCGCGCUCCAAGACGGGCUGUCAGGCCUGCCGUCGCCGCAAAGUGCGCUGCGACGAGCAGAAGCCCGUCUGCGGCGCCUGCACGCGGCUGCAGCUGCCCUGCUUCUUCCAGCCCGGCACCGGCCCGGCCGUCGAGACGCCGCGCUACCGUGUUCGCUUUGUGCACUCGCCGUAUUCGCCAGGACAAAACGGCAGUGUCCAUGCCGGCAGCAGCAAAAACGACCAGGGCAGACAUGAUGUCGCGGGCUCGCGCCUGCGCACUGCCAGUGCACCCAUCUCGUCUCUGCUGUCGGGCCCGUCUGAUCAUCCAGACGACUCCGUCCCGUUGCCACCACCACAAUCACAACCACCUUCUCAGCUCGAUGCUGCCUCAACGAAACUACAGCGCCUUGAUGGAGCCCGUCAACAGGUGCUGCCCUUGACACCUGACCCGGCCACGCCCCAUAGCGUCUCGCCCGUCCAGUCUCGGUCUGUCGUAUCUCUCCAUCGCCAGACUCAACACCCCCACUCCAUGCACGGCCUCACCUACGAGAGCCACUCCAUAUCUGCUCCGGCACCUAUCAUCGCUGAGCCCUUGGCGGCUAAUGCCGAUUCGAUAGUUCAGGCCGGUCACGUGCCCACCUUCUUCGACCUCAACAUGCACUUUGACCUGCUGGAAGAAAACUGGAUGGCCAUCGACCAGCCUUCUGACCCCUCUGCACCCGACCUGGUUGCCAUGACCUACACAGACACGCUGGCCGUGCAUGCCACACCCGACUCCAGCUCUAAUCCCUCCUCUGCACCCGUCUCGACUCCGACAUCUGCCUCUGCUUCCCUCGCACGCACACCCACUCCAGCCACUCCCCAGGUUCCGGUUGUCAUCGACACCGACGACCACGUGCUUAUUCAGCACUACCUCAACGUCAUGUCGCAAUACACAAAGAUCCGUGGCUCCGGCGACGAGAAUAUCUACACCCAGAUCUUCAGCAACAUGGCCCUCUUUUAUGCUCCACUCUACAGUGCCAUUAUGGCCUGGACCGGGCUGCAUCUUGGCCAGCGCCAGGCCGAGUCGCAGAGCUUGCCGCAGCCGCAGCCAGAGUCGGCUCGCAUCCGCCAGGCCGAGCGUCGAUACGACCGCGCCGUCUCUCUGCUGCACGAUGACCAGGAUGUGGCCCACCAUUUUGAGCUCUCGCUCGUGACCAUCUGGUUCUGCCUGCAGUUUGAGCUGCUAGCUGCUCGCGGUAUCGAGUCGUUCUGCCACCACCUGGAGUUCACCGCCGACCUGGUCGAUGCCCACCGUCGUCACCACCGUGCUGGGGGUGCUGCCGUCACCCUCAGCUCUGUGGGUGCCCGCGUGCUCGUGUGGCUCGGCACCUACGACGCCCGUGCCACGUGGAUCGGUGGUUCGGGCCGGUUGCUGCACAACCUCGAGCUGUUUUCCUACGAGCACGACUUCUUGGCCGCCGCCUUCCCUCUGGCAACCGACGGUACCGGAGACGGCAGCAGCCAGGCAUCACGAAGUGCCUCGAUCGCAGCAUCGGAUGGAGGAGGUGGAAGCGGACGUGGAGGAGCAGAAAGAGCAGGAAAACGGAGUGAUCCACCUUCCACAUCACCGACAUCAUCGUCUCCGUCCUCGCCGGUAUCCCUCCCGGACUCCUCGCCCUAUUCGUCGUCGUCGCUGCAGACAUGUCUGCGACUGACGAUCCAGUUCGACGCCGUCGACAGCCGUAUCGCCCAGCUGCACCAACGCUCCGUGCCUGCGCCAGCGGCUAUCUGGCUGGCCCUGCAGUCGGACCUGAUUACGGCCCAACAGCGGCUGGAGAGCCGGCCGGCCGUGGCGCCCAUCUUGGCAGCUAUGUUUGGCAGCGACACGAGUCCCAACACGGGUGCUACCGUCACAUCCAACACACACACCCGCACAGUCCGGCCGCCCAGCAAGAUCACCACACACCAGUUUAACGAUUUGCUGCUGUUGUCGGCCUGCUACACCGGAAUCAUCUGCUUCCACCGAGUGCUGCCAGCAGUCGUGGCCCGAGACAUGGCUCCGCAGCUGCGAGGACUGCUGGGUCCCCAGGCAGCGGCUACGCGUGUCCUGCGCAUAGCAGCAUGGGUGAACCGACUGCGGGCGCCAUCACCACAGAACAUCUGGCCGCGCAUCCUUUUCCUGGCUGGCAUCGAGACCACCGACCCGGUCUACCAGGACUGGGUCGUGCGCACGCUACUCGAGGCCGAGCAAUGGGGCGGUAACAUGGCCAAGACGCGCACGUUGCUGCAGCACAUAAUCCGUCUCCAGACCCACGAGGGCGGCCGCAUCGAUUUUCUCGAAGCCAUGCGGCAAACGACGGGGCUGUUUAUCAUCUGA